GUUCUCAGCAAAAUUGAGGGGAAGGCACAGGGAUUUCCCAUGUCCCCCCACCCCUCCUCCGUCCCACGCACAGCCUCCCCGUCAGGGCCCCACAGAGGAGGCACGUUACAUAUAACUGACCGGACCUGCACUGACACGUCAUCACACCCAGGGCGCCUUGCAUUAGGGUCGUCAGCACUGUGCAUUAUUCUGUGGCUUGCUCAGCCGCAGUGACACACAGCCACCUGAUCGUCACAGGGGAGUUUCACUGCCCCCAGCCUCUCUGCGCUUGUCUGCCCCCUGAAUUUGGAGUGGCUGCGUGUUGGGGGCCGACGGUAGUAAUCCUCUGACUAGCGGAGCGGCGCGCAGGGGUCUGGGCGUGUCAGGCGGGAGCGGGGCGGGGCCUCAAAGUCUCGGAGCUCGCCUGGGCCUUGCGUGCCAUGGAGGCAACCGGCGGGGCACGGGCGGCCCUGUACGGCGUCGCGUUGCUCUGUGCUGUCGGCCUGGGCCAGCGACCCACCGGGGGCCCGAGCUGCGGCCCCGGCCGCCUUCUGCGUGGGAUCGGAAAGGACGCGCGCUGCUGCGUCUCGUGCGCCUCGGGCGAAGUCUGUCCUGGGAACUGCACAUGUGUCCAGCCUGAGUUCCACUGUGGAGACCCACAGUGCCAGACUUGCAAGCACCACGAUUGCGAGCCCGGCCAGGAGGUGCGGGCUUAUGGAGAAUUCACGUUCGGCUUCAAGUGUGUGGAUUGUGCCGUGGGGACCUUCUCUGGGGGCCGCGAGGGCCGCUGUAAACCCUGGGCAAAAUGCUCCCAGGCUGGCUUCCGCACCAUGUUCCCAGGGAACAAGACGCAUGACGCUGUGUGUGACCGGGGGCUGCCGCCCGCUGAGCCACACCACUGCUGGCUGACCGUCAUCCUGCUCGCCGUGGCCGCCUGCGUCCUGGUCCUGAGUGUGGCCCAGCUCGGCCUGCACAUCUGGCAGCUGAGAAGGCAGCGAGUGGGGCCCCCAGAGACCCAGCUGCUGCUGGAGGCCCCGCCGCCAGCUGAGGACGCCUGUAGCUGCCCGUUCCCUGAGGAGGAGCGAGGGGAGCGGCUGUCAGAAGACAAGGGCCGGCUGGGGGACCUGGGGGUGUGACGCCUCGCCGCCUUCUGGCGCAGUGGGCCCCAAGCCACAGACUUGCCCAGGGCUGACCUUUGGGGGCAGGGGCUCUGCAACCUACUGAGGGCCUCCCACCCUGGCCCGGCCCUGCUCCCCUCAACGGCGGAAGUAGGUGGGAAUGCUGACAGUGACGAGUUCCCCAGACCAUGCAGAAGAGGCAGCAGCUGUGGCCGGGCCGUGGGAGAUACAGACUCAGCAGUGACUGCCUCCCUCCCUGGCUGGCCCUGCUGGGGUGGGGUCUGUGGGCCCCUGGUUCCCAGGACAGGAGGCCAUGCCCAGCACAGGACCUGGCUGCAGGCGGUGUUCAAUAAACACUUGUGCAGUGA
This is a messenger RNA of Rhinolophus ferrumequinum (greater horseshoe bat), 1465 nucleotides long. It is a transcript of the gene TNFRSF18, whose product is annotated as TNF receptor superfamily member 18. The coding region runs from base 420 to 1115 and encodes 231 amino acids. Gene Ontology annotation, molecular function: protein binding; tumor necrosis factor receptor activity. NCBI's taxonomy places the organism in Eukaryota, Metazoa, Chordata, Mammalia, Chiroptera, Rhinolophidae. The record is from RefSeq and is a predicted model, not a curated record. The transcript has 5 exons. Gene Ontology annotation, cellular component: external side of plasma membrane; plasma membrane. Gene Ontology annotation, biological process: positive regulation of cell adhesion; negative regulation of apoptotic process.